Molecule: messenger RNA, 2123 nt
Organism: Acomys russatus (golden spiny mouse)
Lineage: Eukaryota; Metazoa; Chordata; Mammalia; Rodentia; Muridae
Gene: Glb1l3
Product: galactosidase beta 1 like 3
Exons: 19
Coding region: 23-1942 (639 amino acids)
Biological process (GO): carbohydrate metabolic process
Cellular component (GO): vacuole
Molecular function (GO): beta-galactosidase activity
Source: RefSeq, a predicted model, not a curated record
GCUUCUUUCCUGGAAGAGAAUCAUGGCCGUCUUCUUCCUGCCACUUGUCUUAACAGGUCUUGCUCCUCGCCCAUUUAAAAAUGCUGUGUUUAAGUCUCCUGCCAGGUUCAGCUGGUCUCAUCUGUCCCCUUUCAACCUGAAGAACAGAACCAUAGGGCUUAGCACUGCACUACAGCCUAAUGGAAAAGCAUAUUUCACCCUGGAGGGUCACAAAUUCAUGAUAGUUGGAGGCUCUGUGCACUACUUCCGGGUGCCCAGGGAGUAUUGGAAAGACCGCUUGCUGAAACUGCAGGCCUGUGGAUUCAACACCGUCACUACCUACAUCCCGUGGAACCUCCAUGAGCAGGAGAGAGGGAAAUUUGACUUCUCUGAGAUGCUGGACCUGGAGGCCUAUGUUUCGCUGGCUGCAAGCCUUGGGCUGUGGGUGAUCCUUCGACCAGGGCCUUACAUCUGUGCUGAGAUAGACCUGGGUGGAUUACCCAGCUGGCUUCUGCGCGAUCCUGAGUCAAAACUGAGAACAACCAGCAAGGACUUCGUUCAGGCUGUUGACGAGUAUUUUGACCAUCUGAUUCCCAGAAUACUUCCUCUCCAGUACCUCCAUGGUGGCCCUGUUAUUGCUGUCCAAAUAGAGAAUGAAUAUGGUUCCUUUUAUAUGGAUCCUAUGUACAUGGAUUAUAUUAAGGAGGCUCUGCUGAAGAGAGGGAUUGUAGAGUUCCUCUUGACCUCAGACAAUGGCAAGGAAAUUGAGUUCGGCUCUGUCAAAGGAGCACUGGCUACUCUAAACACACAGUCAUUUGUGAAGGAUUAUUUUAUUAAGCUUCAUCGAAUGCAGAAUGAUAAGCCCAUUAUGAUUAUGGAAUACUGGACUGGCUGGUAUGACACAUGGGGCAGUCCUCACAAUACGAAGAGUGCAAAUGAAAUUCAACGAACAGUAUCUAAAUUUAUCAAAUAUGGAUUCUCCUUCAACUUGUAUAUGUUCCACGGUGGAACCAACUUUGGUUUCAUGAAUGGAGCGAAGCAGGACCCCUAUCACCUAGGUGUUGUGACUAGCUAUGACUAUGAUGCUGUGCUAUCAGAGGCUGGAGAUUACACCGAAAAGUAUUUCAAGCUUCGGAAACUCUUUGCAUCUGCUUCAGGAGAUCCCCAGCCUCCAUUGCCUCUCACUACUCCCAAGACUGUGUAUCCAUUUGUGGGCCCAUCAUUCUUCUUGCCACUGUUUGAUAUCCUGUCGUACUUAGAUAAGCCUGUCACGUUAUACACUCCCGUCACCAUGGAGAAUCUCCCGAUAAACAAUGACAGUGGUCAGGCAUUUGGAUUGGUUCUCUAUGAGACGUCCAUCUGUUCUGGAGGCAGGCUCUUGGCCUCAGUGCAUGAUGCAGCACAGGUGUUUUUGAAUAAUGUAAGCAUAGGAGUUCUGGAUGCAAAUACUGCUGCCCUGAAUAUUCCUAAAAUCCAGGGUUGUCAGCUUCUGAGGAUCUUGGUUGAGAAUCAAGGCCGAAUCAAUUUCUCAUGGAAAAUUCAAAGUGAGCGGAAAGGGUUAAAUGAAUUUGUUAGCAUCAAUUACAUCCUGCUGAGGAAUUUCACCAUCUAUUCUCUGGACAUGAAGAGGAGUUUCUUGAAGAGGCUCCUCUUGCGCAACUGGAAGCUUGCCCCACCCCAUUACAGAGGCCCUGCCUUCUACUGGGGAAUCUUGAAGGUUGGCUCUUCUCCCAAGGAUACCUUCCUGGACCUCCGAAACUGGAAUUAUGGGUUUGUGUUCAUCAAUGGACGAAACCUUGGCAGAUAUCAUAACACCGGGCCUCAGAGAACACUGUACGUCCCUGGUCCCUGGCUUCAUCCAGAUAACAAUGAUGUCAUCGUGUUUGAGAAGAUAAAGAAGGGUUUUUACAUCCAGACCACAAACAAACCCCAGCUGCAAAAGUGCUGCAAAGAAAAUUCUUAAGUGUUGCAUAAAUCGCAGGAUACUCAGGAUAUUUACCACUAAGAAUACAGAACAUAAUAUCACCAACAGAAAAAUACGAUAAUAACCUAAAUACCCAGAGAAAUUGUUACAUACUCCAUAUUAUCCAUUUAAUUACUAUUUUAGGCUGUAAUCUUCAAAAUAUUUAAUAAACAAAUUUAUC